Molecule: messenger RNA, 9849 nt
Organism: Gambusia affinis (western mosquitofish)
Lineage: Eukaryota; Metazoa; Chordata; Actinopteri; Cyprinodontiformes; Poeciliidae
Product: UPF0606 protein KIAA1549-like
Exons: 21
Coding region: 847-5001 (1384 amino acids)
Source: RefSeq, a predicted model, not a curated record
CUGGUUGAGGUUUUAAAGCAUGCUGUGGUGCUGAUGGUUCGGUUCGGUUCGGAUCCCUGGGGCUGAUCUGCAUCGCCGGAGCUCGGUGUCUUUAGGCGGCUGCAGCUGCGGCUCUGUGCCCGCUGCGGAGCCUUCAGCCUCGGAUGCAGAAGGGAGGAGUCUCCGGUACCGGAACCGUCAGGAAUCUGGACCCUGGUGUUCUGCAGUGACCGGAUGGCUUCGAUUGGGCUCAUUACUGGGUCAAUGUGAGAAGAGACCGGUCCGAACCAGGCCGCGCCGGACCGAACCGUCAGGAGGAGUGAGGAGCCGGGCCUCAGACUUCAGAUACGGGCCGGUACCGAACCCUGAUCCUGAACCUGAACCUUUCAGGUCCAAAUUGAUGAAAGUAAAAACCAGGAACUGCUUCAUGACGAAACAACAAGAGAGCUAAUGGAUCUGUACCGGUCCAGAGAACCGAACCGGUCCGGAAACCGGUCCAGAUUUUCAGAGAAUGAAAUUCUAGUUGGUUCGUUUGUAGUCUUUGAUCCUUAUGUUAACUUGACGCCUUUUGGGCCUUCAAAGAAGCAGAACCUUGGCCCGGUUCACCAGGUCCAGAUACCCUCUCACUGGCCACUUUAUUAGGCACACCUGGUUGGAGAAACUUCUGCUUGGACCUGAUGACAUCACAGCUGCUGCAGUUUCCAUGGGCAACGUUGGUGUUGCCACUGGAACCUUUAGACGGUUCUGUUGCAGAGUCCAGGUUCAGUCGGGUCAGGGAGAGCAGAACCUCUGGGCCUUUUUCUCUGGAGGUCCUCCUGUCGGGCCCUGGGCUCCCAGCGUCGCCGUCGGACCGCCGGCCCUCUGAGGAUGUCGGACCCUGUGAUCCUGCUGGGCUUCAGGACCGGGACCGGAAUGGACCCCAGAGCCGCGUCAUGCAGACAAACGCUGGCUGUGAUGUUUCUGGUGGCUGGCACACUGGUUUCCAUGACGACCACAAGCUCACCUGCUGCAGGUGUGUUGGAUUUGAACAGGACAAUGGGAUCAUCGUCACAUCCAUCAUCACCAUCACCCGCCCCCCCUGGAGGGGCCUCAGACUUUGGUUACCAUGGUAACAGUGCUGGAGCCGGCUCAGCAGAGGACCAGGAAGCUGGGGCUCAGGGCAUCCAUCUACUGCUGAGACCUCCAGACCUGCUGGCCCCCAGUGUCCCCCCAGCACUGCCCCCACACAGCCAGCCAACCCUCGCCCCUCCGCCCCCCUGGGAGCGGGGCCCCUCCCUUGAGGAAGCAUGGGGCUCUGGGGACUACCUGGAGACUUUGUCCUUCAUGGUGCCUGACGGGGAGGAACUGGGCCUUGCCACGCCACUACCGAGCCACCCUUGGGACACGGACUCUGAUGGGGACUGGGUCUCUUAUGACACGGCCUUCCCGGCCCGUCCGACCCUCCCUCUGUUCUCCCGUCCCCCUGUCACCCCGUCCUCCACCCCUACUGUUCCUCUGCACACCCACACUGCCCAUCUGGACGUUUUUUCCACAUGGGAUGAGGAAUAUGACCCGGAGGACAUGAUGCCUCUGGAACCGACGGAGGUGCUGCUGCCGGACAUGAACAGUCUGGAGUACUACACCAACCUUCUGGCCCGGGAAAGGCAGAAGGAAAAGGAGAGGGAGAAGGAGGACCAGAUACAUGGUACCAAGUCCAGACCCUCCAUUACUCCCACAACAACACAGACUCAACUUUCUCCUCUGACCCCAGCCCCAACCCUCAGUGGGCCUCCACCAGAUCUAGAGCAUAAACAUCCCCCACGAGGAGUUUUCCCUCCCCUCACUCCCUCACCUGCUCUUACAAGUGAAAAGUCACCUACUCUACCAAGCACCUCCCAAACCCCUGCCACUCCUGCCCCACCUUCUCCAAAAACCAAAGAGCGUGGUCCAGGCCUCCCUCCUCGUCCCCCAUCUAACACUACCAGCCAGGUGCCACCCCCUCCCCCCCUGGGACCACCGGUUCGGCCCGUAAAACCAGGAAGACCGUCAGUGAUCACAGAAAAAACAGCAAAACCUCCAGCCAUAACGACCACCACCCAGAUUACCUCCAUCAGCCUCACCAGAGGGCCCCCAGUUACCACACCCAAAGGGGCCCAGACUCCGCUCACCAGACAGUACCUGUGCAACGUCACCAAGCCUGAGCUGUACCUGGUCAGAGUGGUGAGUUCUAAAGGCUCGUCGGCCGGGUUCAGUCAUGUCCGCGAUGUUCUGAGGAGAGAGUUCAACCGCUCAGUAGAGCUGCAGUUCCUGAGAACUCCAUCCAGUUUUGCCUUUCGCGUCGUGUCUGGACCCAUGAUAUUCACUGCCGUAUCUGUCAUCAACGCGCUCCGUCACUCACCGCGCAGUUCAGGCCCAAUUCCUUCAGUUUCCCCUCUCUAUACCAUACCUGACCUCUGGUACCAGAUCCACUCGGUGCUGCAGUUUGUUCCCACCCAUGUUGACGUCAGAGUGUGCAACUUCAGUGAAAGGGUGGAGCGAGGGCUGAUAAUGGCUUAUGCAGAGAGCAGAAGGAGGUCCCAUGAGGCCGGAAACAUCACCGUCCAGCUGCUGAACAUCACAAUGAGCAAAGGCUGGCCAGCAGUGGGGCAGAAGGUUCCUGUUGACAUCACUUUUGCUGUACGAGAUGGGAGGGGCUACUUGGCGGGGUCAGAGGUUAGCGAACACCUCAGGAAGCUCAGCUUGGUGGAGUUCAGCUUCUACGUUGGAUUUCCUGCUCUGCAGAUUGCAGAACCCUCCCACUACCCUGAGCUAAACAUGUCCCACCACCUGCGUGACACCUGGGUCCGUACAGUCCUGCUGGGUGUUCAUGAGCAGCAGGUGGCUGAGAGGAGUUUCAAAGCUCGUCUGGAGCGACGACUGGCUGUGCUACUGGAGGAAGGACUGCAGGAGACCAGCAGGAGGCGCUGGAGAAGAGCAACCGCUGUGGGCAACAACAGUUUGCAGGUGGUGCGGAUAUCCAGGCUGUCUGGGCCAGAGCGCCCCCUGGAGGUGUUUUACUUCGUAGAGGGUCCAGGUGGGGAGAGGGUCCCGGCAGAGGUAACUGCAGCCACCAUGAACCGCCUGGACCUUCAGAGGGCCGCCAUUGUCCUUGGACACCGAGUCCAGAGGCCUCUGGCUCAACCUGUAGAGACUCUUUCUGUUCCUCCGGCUGAGACUCAGAGCAGCAGCAUUUGGUUGAUCGUGGGGGUGGUUGUCCCUGUUCUACUGGCUGUCUUCAUUAUUAUCAUUCUCUACUGGAAGCUUUGUGGGUCUGAGAAGCUCGAGUUUCAACCGGAUGCCAUCAACACCAUCCAGCAGAGGCAGAAGCUUCAAGCUCCUAGUGUCAAAGGCUUUGACUUUGCAAAGCUCCAUCUUGGUCAGCACAGUAAAGACGACAUCAUGGUGAUCCAGGAGACGGGUCCACUACCUGCCCCAAUAAAAGAGGCCACGCCCUCCGACGGUGGAGACCUCAACACUCCCAAGUCCAAAGGAUCAUCCACUAAAGCAGCACGUCCAAGUCGCCGCAGGGGAAGGCUCAGCCCUUCAGACGGAGACUCGUUAGGAAGCGAGCAAUCCAGCGGCAGGGAGUCGGCAGAGGAAAGCACCAGACCUGUGGCCACACCCAGUGAGGGCAAACACCACAGGAAGCCCCCUAAAAAUGGGAGGAGCAAAAUAGCCGUCCCAUCAGGCAGCGGUCCAGAUGAACUUCUCUCCUCAUCCUCCAUCUUUGACCAUGUUGACCGUCUCUCCCGUGGCUCUUCAGAUGGAACCCGUCGCCAGGCCAACAAGGUGCAACUUAUUGCCAUGCAGCCGCGACCAAGUCCGCCUGCGGCACACGGCCCUCCGCGGCCAAGUCCCUCCCUCACUGAAAAGGUCAAUACUGAGGUGGCGCUAAGGCACAAGUCUGAGAUCGAGCAUCACAGGAACAAACUGCGCCAACGUGCAAAGAGGCGGGGCCAGUGUGAGUUUCCUUCCAUGGACGACAUCAUGGAUGCUUUCGGAGACGGGCCGGUUCAGAGCGAAGCGGCUCAGCGGCUCUACAGCUCCGCCCACGACCACAUGGACUGCAUCCUUCAGGCCGAGGGAGCCUCACCCCUGACCCCCGCCGACUCCAGAAAAAGAGGGAGGCGCUCUCCUCGGGGCCGCAGGCCUCAUCAAGGACCCGGAAGUCUUCCAGAUACAGACAGAGAUCGGCUGCUCACAGACCAGAGCGCCACCUACAGGAAGUACCCCGGACUCAACAAUGUAGCGUACAUGUCGGACCCUGACCUGCCCCCAGACCAUGGCAGUCCCUCCCCUACUGAUGAGGUCUUUGACUCAGCCCCAGCUCCACCUCCUUACAUGCCCCCCCAGCCUUCUAUUGAGGAAGCCCGGCAGCAGAUGCACUCCCUGCUGGAUGAUGCCUUCGCCUUGGUAUCACCGUCUUCACAGGCCAGCGGUGUGAGAUAUGCGGAGUUGGGAGUGUCCCCCACAUCCAUCCAGGGUCUGCUGCAGAGGCAGGGCCUGGGCUCAGGAGGAUAUGUUUCUACAGGAGAACAACUGCAGGAGUCAGUGUACUCCAACAGGGGGAAGUAUGAAGACCCUCCUUCAUCCUCUAGACCCCGACCUGUAGGGGGCAGUACAGGGGCACAGCUUCACCAUCUGACUCAGGUGGGUUUGUCCAGUCAGAUCGGUGCGUACCCUGGAGUGGGUCGCAGCAUGUCUGGACCCACUGGCUCCAGCUGGCACCAGCAGCACUCAGACCAGGACCUAUCCAGACCUGGAGGUAGCAGAGAGAGUGUGCUGUCGUUCCCUGAGUUCUCCUCUUCAUCUGUUUUUCAAAUGCCCAGCUCUUCGUUACGGGACCCAUCGGCUCCACCCCUCCUCUUAACCUCGCCCACCCCAGAAUAUCCACCAGAGGAUGCCUCUCCAUCUGCCCACACAUCCGCCUCUCUCAUCAAGGCGAUCAGGGAGGAGCUGCGACGGCUGGCCCAGAAACAGGCAGUAGUGACCAGCUACCCUUAACUGACCUGCACCUUUUUAGAUCAGGAGUCACAGUCGCUGUUCCACUAGUUGGUUAAGCUUCUUGAACUGUGCCGCUAAACAUAAAAUACCCCUGAUCCAAAUGGCAGCGACUCCUGACAACCACCAGGACUUGACAGGGUUUUGUCUUUUUAUUUGUCUUUCCACUACCCUUUUGCCCUGAGUUCAUCGCCCAGAUUCACAUUUCCACUAAAGUGCUUCCUGGAGUAGAUCACUGAGGAUCGGCCGACCUGGACUUCUACACUGAAUCAUCCUUUUUGAACUUCUGGAAUAACAACACAGCCCCCAACCAUGAGAUGAGAGGUCCCUCUGGAGUUGUGAAGUUGAUGGCCUUUUGUGGUCUAGUCAUCUACCUUCAACUCUAGGAGCUCAUCCCUCUUGGCCUUGUGAAGUGGAUAAAACCUGUUGGAGUUCUGAAGCAGAAACAUUGCGAUUGGUUUGAUUUUGAACUUGGAUUGUACUUCUCAAUUUCUGAAGUUAUCUUAGUCGGAGAGUUUUCGAUUGGUCUUUAGUGAAUUAGUCACACAUCCUGCUCUUUUGGUUCAAACAAUAUUGUUGACCUUGCAGAGUGAAUGUCUCUAGGAGUUGUACAGCAAACUGUUGUCUUUGAGUUCCUGCUGUAAAAGGGCCCUUUAGACCUUUGGCCAUUGCUCCUUACUAGAGUUAUGAAGGCUGGGAUGACCCAUCAGUCCUUGUUGAGGUAAUUCUUCCCAUGAAGAAAACUUCUGAACCCUUGUAGACCUGAUGAUGGGUCUUAUGGUUCUACAGCAGAUUAUCACUUCAGGAUUAAACUGACCUUCUGAAUAAUCUGGUGUGGGUUCCCCCUUUUAGAGUUUUAAAGAUGUUGCUCCAGUGUUUUCUAGUUCAGUCACAAUUCUUACGUGGACUUUAUUCAACCUUCUUAGCCUUCUGAGAUAAAUGGGAAACUGAAAAUCUACAGCAGAUCAUUGUUUCCAGGGUGAUUAGGCCGUUGGUAAUCUAGAGGGAACAUGUGAAGCUCACUGUCCUUCCACAACCUUUGGGCAUUUGGUGUAUUGUUCCUUCUGAAGUUCUGAAGUGGGAAAUCUUUCUGGAUUCCCUGUGGUGCUAAUUGUCAGCCUCAUUCCAUUUAAACAUUGACCACAUACUGCCUUCCAUGAUCCAUCAGCCACGGUGAUCAUGUAUGCAUCUACCAACCAUACAGAAAAUAUAUUUGCACUGUUUAUAGCAGGAGGUGCAGCAAAGUUCUGACAGCAUGACAAACUAUUAGAAAAAAUACACACACACACAAAUACACCCAUAUAUAUGUGUGUGUAUGUGUGUGUGCUCAUAUAAAGGUAUAUAAAUUAAAUUCUUAGAAAUAGAAUCCCAAUGAGCACAAUAUUAAUGUGAGAGUUUCUAUUGGAGUAUUGAGAUGUUCUGUAUUUUUUAUUGCUUAUAUAUGAAAUUAUGCUUUAAACGCUUUAUUUAAAUCAAAAAAAGACCAAACUACUGUUCCAUGGUUGUAAACUCUUGUGUUUGAGCUUGCUGUAGAUUCUGAGACCGUUUGUUGCGCUGCAUCGCUGCUGGCUUGUGUGUUUGUGUAUCAGUGGUAAAAAAAAGAAAAAAAAAGAAAGAAAUUGCAGCAAAAGCAUCACUUCUCCAGCUUUUUGUGAUUUAUCUGUUGCUCCCAUUUGUUUUCUGUGGACACUGAAGACGGCACUAAUAUUAUGUCUUGAUAUUCUUUUUGUGCUGCAGCUGCUUCUCAAUGAACAGUUUGAUGCUGCACACAAGAAGAACAGCCAUGAAAAGAAUGAUUCCUCUUUUCAGUGACGGUCCUGUGAGUUCUGGUGCUGAAGGUGUGUUUCUGCUGUGAACAGCCUGAACUUCCCCUGGUCUCAUUUUCCCCAUCUCUGGUUUGUGGCAUUUCCAGUAAAGUCUAAGACACAGAACCAAUUUCUUAAAGGAAGUCUGUUAAUAUCUUUAACUUCAUCACAGUUUAAUAGAGAUUACAGAGUCAAAUGGAAGUAAAGUUACGCCAAGCUCAGAGGAAGAUAACCCUAACCCCUGACCCCUAACCCCUGACCCCUGACCCCUAACCCCUGACCCUCUCAUUUAUGACAGACAGGAAGCAUCAGCACAACUUGACCUUUAAUACUUGAACUUUGCUGAUGAAACAUCUUCCUGUUUCCGUCUGCCUCGCCUCUCAGUGUGCUAAAAACCGCUAUGUAGGUUUGAAUUAUUAUUAAUGUUAUUAUUAUUAUUAUUAUCUAAAUUUACCUUGGAAUGUGAAUGUUUUCAAAAGAUCAGAGAAAAAUAGGAAAAUCAACUAAUCUAUAAAAUUGAGAAGAUCAAUUGUCUGACUGAUGGUGUACACAGGUAGAAAUCAAUACUGGAAACAUUUAAAUACUCCGAAAUGUUUUGGGUUCAAUCCAAACUAAAGUGUAAUUUCCAACAUUUCUCACUAUCGCCCUCCCAUGGCCAUUUUAGAGAGCAUCAUUUCUGCCCUAAAGCUUCAAUUUGACUCUGAUUCCUAAGUUUCUUUUCCGUUUCUCAUCUCCAAAAAAGAGAGGAGAAACGUCACCAACCUGAGCUGUUGGGGAAGUUUAGUUUCCAUGGAAUUUGGUGGAACUUUUCAUAUUUUGGGAGCAUAAUCGCCGAAACAGAAUUAUCAGCAACAGACCCAAACAUUUAGCAUCUGAACGACACCCAAGCAGUUUCAUAGGGUUUCCCAUGAAACUGCAGCAGCAGGAAAUGUCCAGACUGAACUCGGCGGUGGUGGGAGCUUAAGUUACAGGGGAAAGUUUUUCUAAACACAGCUGAAAAGGACCCAGUGACAAAAGCAUGAGAAGAGCUGCUCUGGUCCAAACACACCUUGGUUCAAAGUCAGGCUGAUGGUGGUUUACUGGUUUCUGCUCAGGUCAGUCAAAGAGCUGCGUUUGUCUCGCUGGCAGCUUCUUUAACAGCAACAUGUAACCGUAACCAAGGUUACACUAAUAUGACACAAGCUCUACUUUGUUCAGUCAGCUUGUUGACUGGUGUUUGGACAACUCUGUCCACACGGCAAUAGAAGGAUAAGGUCCUUUUACAUUUCAAAAUGCGAGUCAAGCUGAACGUUUGCAUAUUUCCAUCAGAUCCUAGAAUUCCUCCUGAGGUCUAGAGCUGAAAUCUUGAACGUUAGAGGAGAAAAAAGAUCCUGUGUUGUCCUGUUAGGAUAAACCAGCUGAAUCAAAGAGUCCAUUCCUCAUUUAACUGAACUACAAUAAGAGAUUUCUCUGUUGGGUUAGUGUUGCACUUUCUGCAGUUGGGACGCUUCAUGUUCUGGUUCCUUCAAAGUUCAUGUGACUCCAACAAUCAAACCUGAGGCGCAGGCCAUUAUUAGUUUAUUUCCUGUUUGCAGCAGCUUUAGUGGAAGUCUGCACACAUCUAGAUGAAACCUUGCUGGAGUUGAAGUGCAGUUUUGGCCAAGCUUCUUCUUCUUCUGUCCCAUGGUGUCCACCAGCCCAACUUGUCCUGAUGCUUUGAUUCAGCCGUUACCAGACGGCUGCGUCUCUCUGUUGCUUUCUGGUUUGUUUGUGUUUCCACAUGAGCUUCUGCUUUUCUGGGCAUGUUCCUCCAUGUCAAGGCUUUAGCUGUUUUUGAUGUCCCCAAUAAUGUUCAGCAUGCUGCUAAAAUAUGUAAAAGUCCAAACAGUGAAGAGUUGUUUCACGUCUAGGUCAGUGAGCAGUGAUUAAUGUCUUCGCUCAUUAUUAUCAGCUUUCUUUUUACAUUUCCAAAUGAUAUUUUUUAAUCUAAAAGAAGAUGGUUCUAGUAAAUAGUGUAUAAAUGAAAGUGGAUAUGAUGUUGAAUAGAAAUAUAUAUAUAAAAAUAUUUUAUCUGUGAUUGCUAAAUGGACUGGAAGAUCAGCUGGGCCUGGUGCCAACUCAUCCUUCAUGGACCAACUGCAGAAUGCUACUGGUUUGGAACUCUCUGAUUGGACAAUGCACCUGGCCACGCCCACUGCAUCACAUGGUGCUAUUUCACAGACUCCAGGUUGAUCUGAAAGUUAUCAGAUCACAUCAUGAAAAGGACAAAAGUCCUGCAGAUGCUCCAGUCUGCAGGUUCCUCCCGAAUGUUUCCAGCCAACAGUCACAAGGUGGAUGUUCAUCCAUGACAAACUGCGGAUCCAGGAGACGGUUUUUGAUGCUCGCAGGUCACAGAAGGUCCUUCACUAAACAAAGUGUCCAAAUAUAUUCUGUUUGGGGUUUUGUGAUUCUCACAUCUCCUUCGUCUCAUUGGACCUAAUAAUGUACAGUAUCAUUUUUACCUGAACUACGUAGAUUUUUGGACCAACUGACUCACCGUUCUAGUGCAAAACUUUGUAUUGUAGAUCUACUUGUUACGAUCAGGCAGUAGCUGGACCGUCCUCAUGGUCUCCAGGCUGCCAAGUGAACCAUGAGUUGGUUGUAAUGGAACCCUUAAAGUCAAAGGUGAAGUUGGGUCCAACGAGACCCAGAAUGGGAGCCAAAGACCUGUGGUCACACAGGAUGGGUUCAUCCAAACUAAUUCUGGGUCCGAACCCUUGGCCUUUGACCCCACUCAGAGAAAUUAAGAAUCUCUGGUCCUCAGUGAAAACUGCAGUUUUGUCAUGAAGGAACAUCCACUCAGCUGUUGCUCUGAGCUCAACCACAUUCCUGUUUGUUCUUCAGAACCCGACAGCCUGCCCUGACCCGGUGAGUCCAGCUGAGACCUGAAGCGGGACUCGUGGUCCGGGCCGGGUCUCAGGGUCUCAUGGCGAGCCUCGCCUCCCAGACGCUCUGUGAGCUUCGUAAUCUGGUGUUUCAAGUCCGACUGAUUGUGUUAACAGACAUUAAAGAGACAUUCAGAGUCAAA